Messenger RNA from Sordaria macrospora k-hell, 963 nucleotides. RefSeq lists its product as uncharacterized. NCBI's taxonomy places the organism in Eukaryota, Fungi, Ascomycota, Sordariomycetes, Sordariales, Sordariaceae. The record is from RefSeq and is a predicted model, not a curated record. Gene Ontology annotation, molecular function: monooxygenase activity; FAD binding.
AUGGGCCAAAGCCUGUCCUCAAAGAUCGCCCCGUUCGCCAGUGAGAUUGGAGCCGCAGUACACCUGAGUCCAAACUCCAACGGCAUACUGAGAAGAUGGAGCAUCUAUGCUGAGGAAUUUGGAGCGAAUCCAAUGGACCGGCUCAUCGAACUUCUCCCAGACGGACAGAUCGUCAAGGACAUUGAUCUUAGAGAGCCAAACAAGCGAUGGCAGCACCCUUGGCACUUAGUCCACCGAGUCAACUUACAUGAAAGGUUGAAGAAGUUGGCCACUUUAGGGGAAGGAGAGGGGAUACCGGCGAAAUUGCACAUUUCAAGCAAGGUUACGGAUGUCGACACUUCUCAAGGGUUCAUUACGUUGGCGAACGGUGAGCGAGUCUCUGCUGAUGUGAUCAUCGGUGCUGAUGGCAUUUAUUCCGUGACGAGGAAAUACAUAAAGGACGCCAAACUGUUCAGCUCCGGCAAAGCAGCCUUCAGGUUUCUUAUUCCCAGAAGCGUCGCCGAAGCGGGCCCAAUAACGGCGUCCCUGGUAGAGCAUCACAACACACUGCGACUAUGGUUUGGAGACGACCGAAGAAUAGUCAUGUAUCCGUGCAAUAACAACAAGCUUCUCAACUUUGUGUGUAUUCAUCCUGAUACAGAGUCUCACGCUGCUAAACGCGAUGAAUGGAACAAGCAAGGUUCUGUAGAACAAGUGUUGAAAGUCUUCGAGGCUUUUGAUCCUGCAGUCAAGGCGCUCAUAGCGAAAGUUGACCCUUCAACGCUGAAAGUGUGGCCGCUUUUGGAUAUGGAACAAAUGCCAACCUCAACAAAGGGAAAAAUGGUGCUACUCGGAGACGCCGGCCAUCCCUUUACACCACGUGAGUAUACACUUCACCCGGCACUUUUCCCAGCCACUACUAACACAUCAAUGCAGAUCAGGGGCAAGGAGCAGGCCAGGCGAUUGAAGAUGCUGCAGCUCUGA